Anthonomus grandis grandis is the source of this 831-nucleotide messenger RNA. RefSeq names its product DNA polymerase subunit gamma-2, mitochondrial (gene DNApol-gamma35). Lineage: Eukaryota; Metazoa; Arthropoda; Insecta; Coleoptera; Curculionidae. Gene Ontology annotation, cellular component: cytoplasm; mitochondrion. Gene Ontology annotation, biological process: mitochondrial DNA replication. The coding region runs from base 205 to 780 and encodes 191 amino acids. The transcript has 5 exons. The record is from RefSeq and is a predicted model, not a curated record.
CUUGAAGAUAAAAAAAUUGAUUUGAAUGAGUUAUUUUCUCAAGAAGAUCAGGAAGUUUUAAGAUGUAGUGUGUUUACCAGUCCAGCAAAUGCCGUUCAGUUUUUUCAUCAGUGGCAAAGAGAGAGACGGAUAUGGUGGAGAAAGUUCUCACCAAACCCAGGCAGGUACUUUUUAACAGACAUUAAAACUGAUAGUAACAAUAAAAUGAGUGUCAACAUUGAGGCCAAACUGCCUUGGACAACUGAACUUGUUGAAACUAUUGUCAUGCAACCAAAACCAUUAAGAGAUAUUGGAGAAGAGAAGUUUAGUGAUGGUAAGAAACGAAUACAACCACACAGCAUUAUUAGUACAAUAAAUUUAACAACUAUGUUCAUGACAACCAUCUGUGAUGCUUAUGAUGAAUCAGAGUAUAAAGGCAACAGCAGAACCUUAUUAAGGUUCCACCGAAAACUUGCUCCAUACAGGAUCAGUUUUGCCAUAGUUUCCUCAGGAGUUUCAGCAAAUGUUUUAUCAGAAUUAAAUGAUUUAGCGCUGUAUUUGACUAAACAACUGAGGUUGAAUCAUGUUUCUACUCUCUUUUCUGCAAGUAGUUCAAAGCUUUCUUUGGAGGCCCAAUGGAGGCUAUAUGAUGAAAUGGGUAUACCUUAUAACAUCUUACUGAAUGAAAAAACACUUAAAGAUGGUCUGGCCUUUUUAAGGAGCAGGGAUACUACUUUAAAGGAGCAAGUUCAUGUUACUGAGCUGGUGGGCUAUGUUGAUCAACUUUUUAGAAACUAUUAGUGCUUGUAUGGAGUUUUUUUUUUGUAAAUAUAUUAGUUUAUUUCAAGCAAA